AUGGCGACAUUUCAAAUCGCACUGUCUGCCCGGGCUAGCAACCCUGGCGGAUGUAACAACCUUGCUCUCAACGAAUCAACUGAGUGCCCCAUCGUCGUGAAGCAUGCUGGAAGUCGUGGCUCGGCGGCUGUGCGACCACGGCAUGCGGAGGGCAUAGACGACCAAACGACGAGUAUCAAGGUGCCGCCGCCCCCGGACAGAAAAAACAACUCUACUAGACAGCGGAUCGUACAGAGGAAGACGCACACCACGUUCGUCACUCUCAAUUGCCAGUCUCUGAAGAGCCCCGCUCGAAAGAACCAGCUAUCGCGUUUGCUGAACGACCUCAACGCGCACAUGGCUUGCCUGCAGGAGACUCGGAUCACGGACCCGGACAGCCAGGAGUUCACGUUCACCGUCCCGCCUCGAAACCGAACCAGCAACAGUCAGCCCUCCGGAUACACCAUCUACGCCGGAAGCGCCGACAAUGGCUACGCUGGGUGCGCGGUUGCAGUACGGAACGACAUGGCCGCACUUGUCCACAGCUGGGGAUCACCAUGCAGCCGAAUCGCCUUCGUCCACUUCAAAAACGUUCAGAAGCCCACGUGGAUCAUCAGCGCAUACGCUCCCACUAGAGACGCAGACGACGCCAUAAAGGAAACAUACUACGACGCUCUGAGGGACUUGCUGAACACAGUGCCACGAUCUCACCUGAUCGUCAUCGGGACGGACGCAAAUGCCCAGUUCGGCGCGGACGAGUCGAGUCCUGCCCUUGGCCGGUGGUACUACCCGGCCGAGGAAACAAAUGACAACGGCGAACGUCUACUGAUGCUGGCGGAAGAAUACGACCUCUGUCUGGCCAACACGACUCGGCGAACCAGCAGGGGCCAGCGAGUUAGCUGGUGCAGUGGCGCCCGAUUGACUGCAGAAUCGAAGAUCGCAAGGCGCAGCGGUCAGCUGAUGAGCCUCAUCGACUAUGUGCUCAUCUCUUCGCGCUGGGCCCCGAUGGCUGAGAAGGCCGGAUGUGUGCAACGCUCGGUGUUCCCGUCAGACCACCGGCCGGUGACAAUGCGGAUGAAGCUUCGUUACGUCGCCCCUAAGAACGCCCGAUGCAAGCGGUACGACAUGCAGCGACUUAUUACCGACGCGGCCACUGAAGAGCGAUACCAGCGAGAGGUACUGGACCGCCUAUACCCGCCAGCAGAACGACGAGACGUCCUGGUCACAGCUGAGACCUUCACGGCAGCAGUUGUCGGAGCAAGAGAUGAGCAUGUGCCAGAGCUCAGAUCCGAGAAGAGAAAGCCACUCAUUUCGGCGGAGGCUGAGCGACUAGUAACACAAUUGGCAGACUCGAGGCGCCGGAAAGACGAGCAGCAGUCUAUUCGCCUGAAGAGAACCCUGCGGAGGCAACUAAAGCGCGACCGUGAACAACUGUGGCAGAGACGGACAGAAAAAAUCGAGGAUGCAUGGCGAUGUAACAACUCAAAGAAGGUGUACACCCUCCUGCGACGCUACAGCGGCAAACUGAAGGCGGCCUCGGACACGCUGGCCGUAGACGGGAGAUGUGUCGCAGGCGAUCGCUGCCUCGACGCCUGGAAGGACCAUUUUUCGGCGCUCCUUAACCGCCCACCACCGGCCGGAGAACCGUUGGAAGUGGAGCGACUACCGCGGUACGAAGGCGUAGAAGAAAGCCCUCCUACCAGCGAAGAGGUGAAAACUGCCAUAAAACAAAUGCGCAGUGGGAAAGCGGCUGGAGAAGACGGCGUGCAACCCGAACUCUUGAAGGCACUUCCGGACAUGGCAGUAGCAGCGCUUACCUCAGUCUACAAAUCAAUUUGGGACUACGAAACUAUUCCGGACCAGUGGCGGACGGCCGUGGUGAUACCGCUCCACAAGAAAGGAUCCGUCACCAACCCAGCCAACUACCGAGGCAUAUCUUUGCUGGACCUGCAGUACAAGCUCCUGGAGCGGAUCAUCGCAAACCGUAUCGUCCCAGCCCGAGACGCCCGCACACGAGACGAGCAAGCAGGUUUCCGUCCCGGUAGAUCGACCAUCGACCAGGUCUUCGUCUUUCGCAGAGUCAUGGAAACCCACCACCGGUACAACAAGCCUGUCGAAGUCGCGUUUCUCGACUACGCAUGCGCGUUCGACUCACCGGACCGUGAAAGAAUCUAUAAGCUGCUUGAAAGCGACGGCGUCCCGAAUAAGCUCGUACGAAUAAUACGGGAGAUGAACACAGGAUCGGAGGCGGUGGUACGAACGCGCAGCGGGUGCAGCCAGCCGUUCCCCGUAGCUACGGGCGUGAAGCAAGGAAGCGUGCUCGGGCCGCUUCUGUUCAACUACGUCAUUGACGCCAUCAUGCGAGUGUCGUCCGAGGAUUUCAACGGCGGAGUGCAGCUGAUACCGUCAGCGAAAGUGCUGACCGACCUCGACUACGCGGACGACAUCGCCCUGCUGUCAACGUGCCGGGAAGAGCUUCAAACGUUCAUCGACAGGGUUGCCCAAAAUGCUGCACGCUUCGGCCUGAGACUGAAACCUGUCAAGUGCGAACUCCUCAGUGCAUGUCCUGGUGAGGCGAACCCGAUCACGGUUAACGGAGAGGCGAUCAAGAAGGUCAAAAGUUUCUGCUACCUCGGCUCCAUAAUUACGGCAGACGGCAGCGUGAAGGAGGACAUAGCGCAAAGAAUCCGGAAGGCACGCACGGCGUUCACAACCCUCAGCCAGUGCCUCUGGCGCACAAACGUCUCGCAUCGGAUGAAGCUGAGAAUCUACGCAACAGCCAUACGCCCAAUCCUGCUCUACGCCUCGGAAACAUGGCCGCUGACGCAGUGCGAACAGGAACGCCUCAACCGAGCGGAGCGGUCAUUCAUCAGACAGGCUCUCGGGAUCAGGCCGACCGAUAAAGUCUCAAACCGGGAACUCUGGACGAAGGUAGACGCAGCCCUAGAACCAAGUGUACUCAUCGACAUCGGCGCAACAAUCAGGAAGAACCGCCUUAAGAUGCUGGGACACGUGCUCAGACGGGAUGCCGACCGGCUGACAAGAGUCGCCCUCGAGUAUACCGGAGGAACGACGUGGAAGCGACGCCCGGGUGGAACUAAGAACAUGUGGACAGACGUGGUGCGCAAAGACCUCGAGUUCGCAAACAUCAGAAGGCAACCACUGUUUCGCAGUACGGACGCUGUUACCGCCUGGAAUCGCGGCGACUGGCUACGAGUCGUCACGAUAAUCGCAGAAGAUCGCGCAACGUGGCAUGAAAUCGUUGAGAACAGUGCGGACGGGAAGCGACCGAGAGGACGCGCUCCAAUGGACCCGUCUUAA
Molecule: messenger RNA, 3300 nt
Organism: Aphelenchus avenae
Lineage: Eukaryota; Metazoa; Nematoda; Chromadorea; Rhabditida; Aphelenchidae
Source: the annotation of a GenBank genome assembly